AUGCCUGCGACUGAGGAGAACCAAGCGAAAACGUCAUACAAAGACUGGCCGAACGAUGCAGCUUUUGAUGCUUCCUUCACAUCUCCUACCCCGAUCGAACUCAAGGUCGUCGGUACCUUCCCGCCACAACUAGCUGGGACACUGUAUCGAACAGGUCCAGGGUCCUACAAGGUCGACUCAGAGAAGGGGGAAUACGCUCGAAGUCACUGGUUUGACGGAUUCUCUCAGCUACAUAGAUUUCAGAUUGUUCCAGAUGGCUCUGGCAGUUGUCGCGUCUACUACACGUCUAGAAGCCAGGUGGAUGACCUGAUCGAGCGAGCGCGCAAGACCGGUCACCUCGACGGUAUCAUUACCUUCGGGCAAAAGAGGGAUCCUUGCGUGUCGUUUUUUGAGAAAGUCAAAUCGGUUUUCCAACCGAGCAGGCCUGACAGUCGCAUUCCGGGAAUGGCAAACGUGGCGGUCACUGUCAGACCAAAUAUGCCGGGGAUGCCAAAAGGCACAUUGACAAACCUGACGGAUGCGAACCAGAUUCAGUAUUCGGAUAUAAACACGCUGGAGCCAGUAGGGGUCACAAGCCAGGCUUCCCUCCACCCUGAUCUGAAGGCUUGUUUACACCAUUCUGGCAACGGGCCGCUUUCCUGUGCGCACGCGAGAUAUGACCAGGUAACCGGAGAUCUGUACAACUAUAACUUGAAUUUCGGGCUCAGUGGGGGGGCCUAUCGGAUUUUCAAGACCUCUGCAGAUACAGGGAAGACCGAAAUAAUUGCGACCAUACGCGGUCCAGGGGUCAAAGCCGCCUAUAUUCACUCUUUCUUCCUCACGGAAGACUUCAUUAUCCUUUGCGUCUGGCCAUUGUAUUUCACGGGGCAUGGGGCGUCUGUGCUGUGGGGGAGAAAUAUUAUCGAUGCUUUGAAGUUCAACCCACACGCUCAGACCAAGUGGUACGUGGUGGACCGGAAAGGAGGACGGGGGCAGGUCGUAACAUUCCAAAGUCCAGCGUUUUUUAGUUUCCACACGGUGAACGCGUUCCAGGAGGCAAAGAGCGAGAAGGGAACGGUUGAUAUCCUUUGUGACAUUAUCCAGUAUCCCGACGACCGGCUGAUGCGAAACUUAUACUAUGAGAAUGUCCUCUCCACUGGAUCAGGGCGACCACCACAUGAAUCGGCCAGCCCAACGUUCGUUCGCUAUAAGCUCGCGGGAGUGCCUAUGAAGGGGAGAAUUCCCAAGGGAAAGAUUCGCUCUGCGGAGAUCAUCAAGGCCGUCAAGGGAGCAGGAGAGCUCCCUACGCUAAACCCACAUUAUGGGACGAAGAAGCAGCGAUAUACGUAUGGGAUCGUCGACCGGGGAUACUCGUCAUUCGUGGAUGGACUUGGAAAAAUCGACCUGGAGACAAAUGAGAUCACAUAUUGGGGGAAGGAGCCGAAGCCCCAUACACCUGGCGAGGCUAUCUUUGUGUCUGAUGGCACGGAUGAGUCCGAAGAUGCCGGCUAUUUGUUAAGCGUAGUUCUGGAUGGAGAAAAGGGAACUAGUUACUUGAUGUGUCUGAAUGCUAGAGACAUGACGGAGGUCGCAAGAGCUGAAAUUGACCACGCAAUAUCAAUAACCCUCCACGGGACUCAUGUCAGGGAUCCUGUUGGCUGUUGAGUUUGGUCUGCAAAAAAGCGAUAUCAGACGGUUUCUGCUGGUAAAUUCUGGAG
Messenger RNA from Aspergillus ochraceoroseus IBT 24754, 1697 nucleotides. Its product is annotated as carotenoid oxygenase family protein. Bases 1 to 1644 code for a protein of 547 amino acids. NCBI's taxonomy places the organism in Eukaryota, Fungi, Ascomycota, Eurotiomycetes, Eurotiales, Aspergillaceae. Gene Ontology annotation, molecular function: carotenoid dioxygenase activity. The record is from RefSeq and is a predicted model, not a curated record. The transcript has 3 exons. Gene Ontology annotation, biological process: carotene catabolic process.